GCCAUUGGUUAUCGUGUUCAAAGCCCAUCCCAAAAACCGGAGAGGAAAACAAAGCAAAGCGCGCACAAAAUUCCACCCAUGGCGAUCUCUUUUCUGCACAAUUCGCUGCCUAUUUCGCAAUGAACAGGAUCAAUUUCUGCAUGCUCGUUUGAUAUCCUCGAAAUUCGGUUUCAAUUUAUGUUCAAUUGUCGAUUUUGAGGCGGUUGGGGGAAAAUGGGCGGCAGCAAAUGGAUGAAAGCCAGGAUUGCGCUAGGGUUGAAGUUGAAUUCGUGCCUCUACGUUCCGAGAACGGUUGAGGAGUCUCAGCCGCUGCCGCCGCCGAGGCCUUCCGGCGCCGAAUCACUGUCUCCGGCGGAUCACCGAGUGCAAAUGCCUACUACGCCUACGCCGUCUUCUUCUGGACUCCGCUUGCCCAAGCAAUCCUCCAAAUCUUCAAAGAAGAUUUGUGCAAUAUGCUUGGGAACCAUGAAACCUGGUCAUGGCCAUGCAAUUUUCACUGCAGAGUGCUCGCACUCGUUUCAUUUUCAUUGUAUCGCAUCCAAUGUGAAGCAUGGAAGACAAAGUUGUCCCGUUUGCCGUGCAAAAUGGAAGGAGGUACCCUUCCAGAGUCCUGAUAAAUCCCAUGUGGGAGAUAGGAUAAACAAUGUGCCCUGGCCUCAGGAUGAGUCUUUGACGCGGUUAGUGAGACGGAUCCCUUCUCCACGAAUGGAUAACAAUCGGAACGUUUCUUCUAUGUUUCAUGCUGUGGAACCUGAUGUCUUUGAUGAUGAUGAUGAAAUUUGUGGUGACUUUCCCCGUGGCACCACCAAUAGGACAUUCAGUAAGCACACUGAUGACAACCGCUUUACUGGAGCAGUUGAAGUUAAAACGUAUCCAGAAGUUUCUGCUGUUGUAAAAUCAAAAUCAUAUGACGAUUUUUCUGUCCUAAUUCAUCUGAAAGCGCCUACUGCUACGACAAUGCAACAUUCUGAGACUGAUAGAGCAGGUUCUCGAGCUCCUGUUGAUCUUGUCACAAUGCUUGAUGUCAGUGGCAGCAUGGCUGGCACCAAGCUCGCUCUGCUUAAACGAGCAAUGGGGUUCGUUAUCCAAAACUUAGGUCCUUCGGAUAGGCUAUCUGUGAUCGCCUUCUCCUCAACAGCACGUCGUCUCUUUCCUCUCCGUAGAAUGAAUCACACUGGAAAGCACGAAGCACUGCAAGCAGUCAACUCCCUAAGCUCAAAUGGAGGGACGAACAUUGCUGAUGGCCUCAGGAAGGGCGCCAAGGUGAUGAGUGAGCGUAAGAGUAAAAAUCCGGUCAGCAGCAUCAUACUGUUAUCCGAUGGCCAAGACACGUACACCACCACCUCUCCUACUGGUGGCAACGCCCGCUCUGAUCAGCAGUCGUUACUCCCAGCCUCCAUGCACAGAAAUAAUGCCUCUGGUCUUCAUAUUCCUGUGCAUGCAUUCGGAUUCGGCUCAGAUCAUGAUGCAGUUUCGAUGCAUUCCAUCUCUGAAACUUCUGGUGGAACAUUUUCUUUUAUAGAGGUGGAGGACGUGAUUCAGGACGCCUUUGCACAGUGCAUCGGGGGCCUCCUAAGCGUCGUUGUACAAGAAUUAAGAGUGGAAAUCGAGUGCGUUGAUCCAAUGCUGCAACUCACCAGUAUAAAAUCCGGAAGCUACAAGAACAUUCUGGCGUCUCACAAAAGAAAAGGCACGAUUGAGGUUGGAGAUCUGUAUGCUGAAGAAGAAAGGGAUUUUCUAGUGACAACUGAUAUCCCAGCCACUCAAUCCAGCAGCGAUGAGAUGCCACUCAUCAAAGUGAAAUGCGUGUACAAGCAUCCCAUCUCUAAGAAUCUAGUCACACUAGAUUCUGCAAAUGAGGUCACCAUCCAACGGCCCGUUGUAGCCGGAUCAGUGGUGGUGUCAAUUGAAGUGGACAAGCAGCGAAACAGGCUCCAAUCCGCUGAAGCCAUGGCAGAAGCUAGAUCCGCAGCAGAGGAAGGUGAUCUAGCUUCAGCCGUCGCCAUCCUAGAAAACUGCCGUAAACAGCUCUCAGAGUCCGCAUCAGCAAGAGCCGGUGACAGAUUAUGCAUUGCACUGGAUGCCGAGUUGAGGGAAAUGCAAGAAAGGAUGUCGAACAGACAGACGUACGAAACGUCCGGGAGAGCCUACGUUCUGUCAGGACUGAGCUCGCAUUCUUGGCAGAGGGCAACUGCGAGAGGCGACUCCACAGACAGCUGGAGUGUCGUGCACGCAUACCAGACACCAUCUAUGGUGGACAUGGUGAACUUGUCCCAGACCAUGAUCCUAGGUAACCCAUCGCCUCGGCCGACAAUCAGGCCAACCAGAUCUUUCCCUGCAAGGCAGCAGCAUCCCAGCUGAUGUCAUUUAUUCUUUUUUUGGUAUGCUAAGCCUAAGACUGUCUCGUAACUUCAUGUCUUCUUAGAUUUGUUAAUUCAUUUUUACAUUCUGAUAUCUCUGCUGGGUUAAAAAUUUUGGGCUGGGGGCUUGUAAUAAGGACAAAGGGAUAAAGGAUUGUGAAUGGUUUGUUUGUUGUUGGGAUUGAGGUAUAUUCACUUCAAAUGUACAUGCAAUGUGAUUUUGGGGGAGUUUUUUCUGGCA
This is a messenger RNA of Salvia hispanica, 2601 nucleotides long. RefSeq names its product Zinc finger (C3HC4-type RING finger) family protein. NCBI's taxonomy places the organism in Eukaryota, Viridiplantae, Streptophyta, Magnoliopsida, Lamiales, Lamiaceae. The record is from RefSeq and is a predicted model, not a curated record.